Messenger RNA from Chilo suppressalis (striped riceborer), 1875 nucleotides. The record is from the annotation of a GenBank genome assembly. Lineage: Eukaryota; Metazoa; Arthropoda; Insecta; Lepidoptera; Crambidae.
CAAAGCUGGCAAUAUUAUGACUACAAUCGAAUGAAUGAAUGUGGAAUGAAUGACGAAAGAAAUGAAAAAAAAUCACUCACUCCACAGAGUAAUCUUCGCAAAAUAAUAAAUAAACAUUUUAUUAAAUAAAUUCAUUAUCCAACUCUAAUGGAAAUUGAUAAUUGGCCGUUAAUAGAGCCACAAAUAAAAAUAGAAUAUGAAGAUACUGGUGCUGAAGAUCCUCUCUUUGUUAGGAAACGUGAUAAGGAUAUUACCAAGUCUCAACUCUUCAUGGUAGUUGAAAGUUCGAAACUGCCAAAUCCAAAAUCAGGAAUUGUUGAGGUGCAAAAACCAAAUGGAAACUGGUAUAAAUGUAUAGACAGUGUUGGAAAAUAUCAUUGCAAGUUUUGUGAACUUGUGUACAACUCCAUUCAAACUCUUAGAGUCCACACAAAGAUGAAACAUUCUUCUGAAGCUUUAGCGAUAACUGCAGCACAGUCCAAUAUCAAGAAGAGUAGAAAAAAUUUAUGCCACAUUUGCAAAGAAAUGUUCAAAAGUUUAAAUCAUUUGGAGGAACAUUUAAAAAACUCCCAUCAAAUGUACAAAGAAAAUAAAUGUUGCCAUUUAUGUCACUCUGUAUUUGACAAUGAAAAAGUGUUAUCAGAUCACAUGCUUUCAGCGCACAAUGUUCAGCUAAGGAAAAUGCAUAUUUGUAAUACUUGUGGUUAUGUCACAACGAAAAGGUCACACUUCAAUCAACAUAGAGAUAUUCACUUUGGGAGAAAUAUGAGAAAAUGCAAAUAUUGUGAUUAUGAAACAAGUUACUUACCGAACUUGAAAAUUCAUGAACAACUUCAUAACGAAAAGAAACCUUAUUCAUGUGAUUAUACUAAUUGUUUCUAUACAGCCAAGUCUCGUGCUGCUUUGAGAAGUCAUCAAUUGACACAUAAUAAAGAGGACAAUUUUAUUUACUGUGAUAAAUGCACUUAUAAGACUGUAUACAGACAAUCUCUCAAAAAACAUUUAAAUAGCCAUAUGAGAUAUACUGUUAAGUUAAAGCCAUGAAUAGUUAUUCUUGUGCCCUUGAUCAACAUUACAUGGUAUCUAUAACAAUAUCUUUAUUAAAGUAAUCAAUGUGAACUUAUGACUAACUAACAUCACAUAAUAAAUAGACUUAGAAUCGCAAGAUACUUAAAGAUACACCAAUAAUACAUAAAGAGCUAUUAAGUUUUACCUUUUAUGCAAAUAGGUAUGUAUUUUUUCUGAAAAUUAACACAUCAAUAUAAAUACCUAUUAAAAAAAGAUGAAUAGUAUUCUUUAACUAUCUAAAAAUAAAACUGACUUACUGUUGCAUGUAUUUAUUUAUUUAGUGAAAACUGAUUAUGUACAGACUGUCACACAUGAAGUUAAAACUAAAAUUUUCUCCAAAAAUCGGGAAUCUUAUUUCAAGCAAUCAAAUCAAAGUCAGUUACAGGAAAUUUUACAGGUUUGUGUUACUUAUGGCUAUCUGUACAUAAUUCAGUGGGUUCUCUCAGAUUUUUACACCACUUAAUACACUUUCCCUUAAAACCAUGACUUAAUGGUUCUAUAGUAAAAGAAAAUUGUUAUUAAACUUCACGAAGUUCAGUUUUCGUAAUAACAAAAUUUGAAUUCAUAGUUUAGAAUUACUAAAUAACAAUAGAAUGAUUUAUGUAACAUCAAUGAUUGUCUAACAUUAUGAUAAUGAUUUUGAUUAUGUUAGUGAAACCAAUGUGACUUUUUAAUCAUGAGCUCUUAACUUGCACAUAAGCCCUUUCAGUGAGGUGUUGGUUUGUGUCCAUCUACAUAGAAAUUCCUUGUGGCUUUAGGUAACCUUAAUUCCAUUCCUUCCAAGUCUUUGGUGAGAGUAAUUUGACA